This is a messenger RNA of Penicillium atrosanguineum, 2631 nucleotides long. RefSeq names its product F-box protein. Gene Ontology annotation, molecular function: protein binding. The transcript has 2 exons. The record is from RefSeq and is a predicted model, not a curated record. Lineage: Eukaryota; Fungi; Ascomycota; Eurotiomycetes; Eurotiales; Aspergillaceae. Bases 1 to 2631 code for a protein of 876 amino acids.
AUGGAUCUCGUCCCGCCAUCAUACGAGUCCGCCACGGACCGAGAUGCGUGGGUCAUUAUCGCCCACUACAUCCCGUCUAGUGAUCUUUGCGCAGCGUCUCUGGUCUGUCACCGAUGGCACGAUCUAUUCAUGCCCUUUCUGUGGGGAGAUCCGGCCUCGCACUUCGGCACGGAGAAUGAUGCGGUCUAUGUCGCACUCACAAGGUUCCGUAGAACUCUCAAAUAUGCCAGGCGUGAAGUGCGGGCGAUGACCCACACCCUGCAUCUGCCCCCUGCUCUCUCGGAGAUUUAUGGAGGCCCCCGACCGGGCUGGCUGAGAGAUAUCUUGGGGUAUUUGCCCUGUCUGCAAUCCUUGAUAGUUUCGAGGCUACCAUUUUUCGAUCACAAUGCUAUGUAUGCAUUGAACCACCAUCAGAGCUCAACGGUGUAUAAUGUCCGUUUACUGCUGGCAGACCAUGAGCCGAACACAACCUCAGCGGGGUUGGCAGAGACACUGCUUCGGUUUCCCUUAUUGACAUAUUUGGAUCUUUCGUAUACUUCAUCCGCGCGAGAUCGAAGUGUUUUAUCUGCUCUAUCUCAACUGGAGAAUCUCCAAGUUUUGAAGCUACGCGGCAUAGGCUUGAAGGAUGGCGACGCCGAGUUCCUAGCCAAUGCGAUUGGGAAACGCGUUCGUUUCUUGGAUAUAAGCAAGAAUAUGCUGACAGAUAUGGCGGUUCGCUCCUUAUUGCAAGCCUCGUUCAUGACUCCGGAUCACCCACCACAGCCACGUCCACGACGUACUGGAUCAUCUCCAGACCUUGCGUAUCAAACAACAUCUCAAACCCCCGCAGAGGAUUUCAUGAAAUCUCCCGACUUGGAUGAUCGAUUCCUCAAGCUUUUGGCCCAGCCGGUCUUGAAAAAUCACUGGAUUGAAGAUUUGCCGCGCACGGGAAUCACUCAUCUAUACAUCGCUAACAAUCAGGUCACCGUGGAGGGAGUAGCGAGUCUUCUGACUUCAUCUCGUCUCCACGCUCUAGAUGCUGGAACGGUUCUCAGUGCAGACAUGGUCCACAAAUCAAUAUCCUCAAAGCAUGGAAAAUAUCCCGGUGCCGAGAAGCUGGUGCCGUUACUGGGUAAUGUUGCCGGUGACAACCUAACUUAUUUCCGCGCACAUCAUGCAGUGCUUACGGCCGAGCCACCAGCCAAAGACGUGAUAUCGAAUGCUGGGUUCUUGCCCGAACUUGCGGCUAGUGAAAUGCCUCGUGAUUUUGAGCUGGAUGCCUCGCAGGAAGUCCCUCGUCAAGCUGAAUUAGACGCUUCGCAGGAAAUCCAUGAAUUGCCAGGUGGUGUGACAUCGAUUUACGAACUUGCAGAUACUUCUAUCAUAGAUUCGACAAGCACAAUAGUAGCUCCUACUCAGACUCGAAAACUGCCUUAUCAAGAUGAACCACUCCCUACAGUCAGGCGCGGGUCGAUUUUUGCGCCUGAGGUCAUUCAGACAAAUGUCAGUGGAGACGUUGAUUCCAUUAUAUUCAGCCCGACGAGGACAGGGACGUCAAAGUCAUAUGAGACUUUUGAGGGAGGCACUUUGUCAUCUAUUUCGGGGACUUCAGCAUCCCCUGAUGCCUUGGGUUCAAGCUUCCUUGAGUCAAACACACGAUGCAGCUCCCCUGUUUCGACGGAUGAAGCUCAUGCAGAAAAGAUCCAAGAACUUCUAGCAAAGCGACCUCGGAACCAAUCUCUUCCUCUCCAGGGUGGAAAAGAAAGCCGGUUUCCUUACCUCCAUCCUUCUCAUAUUCCUCAUUUGGAGACUCUUGUCUUGACCGAUGUGCCAUCACAUAUUCCACCUAACUCUCCGGUCUUGUACACUCUCACUCGGUUUAUUACAGCCUGUUCCAAUGAAGCGUUACUGGCAACCCUUCAGGCCGGUUCAGAUUACUCUCUUCCCCCGGGAAAAGCACGCAUGCAUGCCGAGCAACAGCGGUCCCGUUCUCUCUUUGGGCUACGACGGAUAGUCCUUGAAAUUGUGCCUACGGCUGCCUCAUCCAGACUCACCACCUGGAAACCUGCUAGCCAGCAUAACGGCGUGACUAAUUCGAGCACGGGUGACCGCGAUUCAGAGAAAUUAUGGGCCGCAGCUUCCAAUGAUUUCAGCUUCUUUGGCGAGGAAGAGUGCGGCAUCAUGGAGAAUGACCCCGGGAAAUACUUCCCCAUGGCCGCACUGAACGAGAAAGUCUCACUCCUACCGUCGGACGACGACUCAGCGCACUCGGGCACAGAAUCCCCGUUGCCAGGCCGUCAACACUCGCGGCGCAGUGUGGCGUCAACGUCCGGUCCACGGCGAGAAACCGAUGGAAACCAGCACCACUUGGUUCAAGACGUCGAUGUGGUGGCAGAACUGGCUGCCUUCCGUCGGAACAAGAAAGCCGAGUAUGAGCAGGCAGUGAGGCGAGAAAGGGGCCGUCGUAGUACGAUUGCAUCAGGAAUCUCUGGCUUUCUCACAACACCUGGUCCACAGAUCUCGAUGGCCCAUUUUGUGGAAGGACAUUGGAAGGGAGAGGUCAAGAUUGUGCGCAAUCCUACCCCAAAGGUCCGCACUGGGAUGGUGGAUAUGUAUGGGAACUACUUCGAGAAGGGGUAUUUAUACCCAUGA